GACUCAUUGGCUUUAGGACCCAGUGGAGGCAGGCGGCAGCAGCAGCGGCUCGGGCUCUCAGACUGAAGGCAGACAAAGGCGAGGAGAGAGACGGCGUGCUUCUUCCAUCCUGCUGCAGAGACUCACUCCCCCCCUUCCACGCUCACACACGCGCACACACACCCUUCACUCCUCCGCCGGCAGCAGCAGAGACGCAGACUCUUCAGAGCUGGUCACCACCACCACACAUUCGUCACAACCAUCACAACUUUCAGUCAUCAUGGAGCUAGAUUUUGGACAUUUUGACGAGCGAGACAAGGCAUCCCGCACCCCGCGGGGAGGGCGCCUGAAUGGACUCCCCAGCCCGACCCACAGCGCCCACUGCAGCUUUUACCGCACACGCACCCUGCAGGCCCUCAGCAAUGAGAAGAAAGCCAAAAAGGUGCGCUUCUACCGCAACGGAGACCGCUACUUCAAGGGCAUCGUGUACGCUGUGGCCGGCGACCGAUUUCGCACCUUUGACGCCCUCCUGGCUGACCUCACGCGCUCACUUUCCGACCACAUCAACUUGCCACAGGGCGUCCGCUUCAUCUUUACUAUUGAUGGCACCCUGAAGAUCGAAUCCUUGGAUGAGCUAGAGGAAGGGGAAAGCUACGUUUGUGCAUCAGAGAACUUGUUCAAGAAGGUCGACUACACAAAGAACGUCAACCCCAACUGGUCUGUGAAUGUAAAGGCCUCUGCGAGCCAGAAGAACAUGCAGUCCUUAGCCGCCAAGGCCGCGGGCGAGACCAGGGAGACCAAGGACUUUGUUCGCCCCAAGCUUGUGACGGUGAUGCGCAGUGGCGUGAAGCCGCGCAAGGCUGUGCGCAUUCUGCUCAACAAGAAAACGGCACACUCCUUCGAGCAGGUCCUCACCGACAUCACAGAGGCCAUAAAACUUGAAAGUGGGAUCGUGAAGAGGAUCUACACACUUGAUGGCAAGCAGGUGACCUGCCUUCAAGAUUUCUUCGGCGAUGACGAUGUCUUCAUUGCAUGUGGACCAGAGAAAUUCCGCUAUGCCCAGGACGACUUCUCUCUGGAUCAGAACGGUCCGGAGUGCAGGGUGAUGAAGACGCCCAAAGCUCAGCGUGGUUCAGUGAAGAGUCCUGCUCCAAUCAGGCGCAUCAAGUCUCCUGCUGAAUCAACCAACGGGACGGGCUCCAGCAGCCAGCUGUCCACCCCGAUUUCCAAGCAUUCCCCCACCUCCACCCCCACCAGUCCAGCCCUCAACAACAAGCAGAAGGAUCUCUACUUGCCCUUAUCUCUGGAUGACGAUGAUUCUCAGGGCGAAUCCAUGUAAACUCUCCCCCUGCAGCCCGCCUCCUGUUUUGGCCUGAAACACAGAAGUUUUUAUACGUCUGCUGCUUUCCACCGUCACUCACAGUGCCACCUGUUGUCUCGGAGAACCAUGUCUUUGUCUCUUUUUUAAGGCCUUAGCCGCCGGGGCUACGUCACAAUUUGCUGCUUGAGGGUCACACAAACCAAUUAAAUUUUUUUUUUUUGAUGAUUAACUUUUGACCACUUUGUAACAAUCAGCUCACUAAUGUUCCGACACGUUUCUAUCUGGAGGUUUCACUAUUUCUCAAACAGCUCACUCACCCACAGAUUUCCCGGUGUAAAGAUUUCACUUUGGUUUCAAACGUUUCAUUGAAGGAUGCACAGUCUUUAAGUUUUAUGUCACAUAAUCUCAAGCAGCAAAUUGAUAUAUUUAGGGGUGUGAAGUCAAAGCUGACUUUUGAAUCACUUGUAUUUGUGAUGUUUCUCAAUGUCCUCCUGCCCGAUACGCUUAAUAGUGUGAAAGGUAACAGAUCCGUGCGAGAGGAAGUCGUCUGCGAAGCCAGAGAUAGUCUGUAAAUGUGUAUAUAGCUACAUCCAUCAUAACAUCUCCGUCCAUUGCUCUGCUUCCAUAACGUCUCUACAGUGUCCGUCUUAACAUUAGCUCAACACAAUAACAGGGUAUGGUAAAAGAAGCAACCAAAAUGAAGUCGCUCCGCAGAGGGUGAGGAUGUGUGGGAUGCAGCUCCUGACUGAAGAGGAUUACUGGGCAGGAGCCCACGCCUCCUCGAUGGGGAUUCAUGUUCCCGACUGAACUUACACCAGAAAUUAUAAAACCAUAAUCUUGUAAAAUGAAGCUAUUUAAACCACCGUAAACACACGGAGGUCUGAAAAUCCAUAUUCUGGCUCAAAUUGGCGUUCCUCUUUGUCCAAUUGGAGACGAGGCUCACGUCGCCCUCACAGGAAUUCUUUAUGUUGGUGUUUCCUCUAUUUUGACCCUCUGUAGGCUGUUCAAGGUAUAUAUAUACCCUCUGUGUUUUAGAUUUUCACAAACUGCAGUGCAUGAUAUUGGUGAAUGAUCAUGAAAGUAAGGACCUAAAACAACCAAAGGAAAAACAGUUAGGCCCUUUUUAUAAAGUCAUUUUAUUCACCGAAGUCUAGAUAAUUCCCUUGUGGACCAGUUCACCACCAAUAUGAAGAUGUUUUAUCGAACAGUGUGUGAAAUUAAAGCUAAAUAUCCAUCUCAAAAGCCAAAGCAUGAUUUUUAGACAUGGAAUUGUAGAAAGGGGGGAAAUGAUGUAAGUUUUUAAAUAUUCUGGAGGUAGCACACCUGGAGAUUUAUGCAUGUUGCUUUUUAAUGCAUUAAAAAUCACAUCAAGAUUAAAUCAUGCUCAUCUGAGGCGCUUACUGUUGUCAGGGCGCUGAAUGUUAGUGGGGUUUCAUCCAAUGUGCAUGGCUCAACGUAGCACUCGGAAACAGGGGAGAGGAAAAACAUAACAUUUGUCUAAAUCCAUGUGUGGGUUUCAAAUUUAACAAAGUUUAUUAAUUUAUAUCUAGGGUACUAGUCCGGGAAUUUUUUAUUUCUAGGUUUAAGUUGCUCACAUGAGCUCUAAACUCUUUCUUCAAGCCUCUGUGUGCAACUCUCUUUAGUCUUUAGAUUUUUUUUUUUCUCUCUAGUUGCAGCGUGUGUCUUACAAAUCUACUGAAGAGUUUUCUCCGACUUUGCAGGGAAUCAAACCUGAGAAUCUCUAAAUUGGAAAAACAAAACACUGAAGCACAAAGCAGGGAGCUACUUAUUCAUCACAGACACUUUACUGUCUACUUGCCAGCAUUGCAAUGCGUGACCACAAUUAAUUUCUCAAUGUGUUGAAUUAAAAAAUGCUGCACAUGUGGCAUCCUUUAAAUUAACAUCUAUGCAUUCAGAUUAAAGAAUAGUUAAGACUUUUCUUUUUCAGUUCGUGUAGAGGAUGACUUUUUUUUUUAUAUACCUAAUAGAAUAAUGAGAAAUUAGCUGAAAUUGAAAUUUCCAUGCAGUUAUUCCAUUGUGAAUGUGUGUGUCUUAGGAGUGAUGUGGCGUCUGCCCUCUGGAUAAUCUUUGCUGUUUUGUUAUCACCCACUUAAUACUCAAGACAAAUUCUAACAAAAAAAAGAUCUGGUGCUGUGAGCUUCACCUUUCUCCUGCAGGGGGCACUGUCACACCAGCACAAACAGUUAAUAACAUCAGCCAAUCCGACAGCAGGGACACCUCACUUCACCCACCAUUUUGUACAAAAGCCCCAUUUGUCGUCAUUUUUCUCAAGCGCUCAGUUCUGUGUAACCUUCCAUGCUAAUAAUAAUGGUCUUUUUCUACAGCUUGUUACAGCGUAUUAAACAUAAACAGAAAAUGUUGGUUGUCUUGUGUAAACCGGCCGCCACCAUGUAAGAUGGAUGGUGUGAAUUCAUCACCUACAGUGGUGCCUUUUUGUUUUUUAAGGAUUACUGUCUUUUGAUAAUAAUAAAUGAAACGAGACAUCGAAGGCUUGUUCUUUGUCAACAGCUGUUUGUUAAACAUUUUAAAAUGUCUUGAAUGAGGAAGUCUCCCAGACGAGUCACAGGACACUUCUAUCUCGGUGUAAAUACGCUCCCUGUGCUCUUUCAUGUUUGCCUUCCUGAUCGACUGAAUGACUUCUUUUCUUGGAAACUUACAAUGUCCUUUUUUUAAGUGGUAUUUUGCAACGUCACAGUGGCUUGUUUCAGUGAUUCAUUCAAUGUUUUAACCGGUAUCCUUUUGCAAAAUUAAAACAGUUGUAUUUCA
Messenger RNA from Hippoglossus stenolepis (Pacific halibut), 4087 nucleotides. RefSeq names its product neuronal migration protein doublecortin. Lineage: Eukaryota; Metazoa; Chordata; Actinopteri; Pleuronectiformes; Pleuronectidae. The transcript is spliced from 7 exons. Gene Ontology annotation, biological process: retina development in camera-type eye; intracellular signal transduction; photoreceptor cell development. Gene Ontology annotation, cellular component: axoneme. The coding region runs from base 260 to 1318 and encodes 352 amino acids. The record is from RefSeq and is a predicted model, not a curated record.